AUGGCUCCCGUCAAGUCGCUGAUGGAACUGGCGACGGCGGUGUGCAUCAAGAACAUUCGCCAUCUCCAGGACGUCGGCGACUACAUCCCCUACGGCACCCUCCGCGAGAUCCUCAGCAGGGUCGAGUCGGCCGAGCAGCUGCGCACCAUCGAGCUCAACUCGGCACAGAUCCAAGGGAAGACGGCCGAGCUCUGGAUCAAGCUGAUCGAGAAGGACUUUCCCAUGGAGCACAAGGCCAACGCCUACAAGCCGACGUCGGCGGAGAAGUGGUACAAGGUCUGGGAAAAGUACAAGCGCGAGCACGACAACGCCCUGGCCGAGAGCGAGAACAAGCUCAAGAUGGCGCUGGCCGGCCUGCGCCAGGACAAGGCCCGAAACACGAGCAUGAUCGUCGAGCGCAAGUACCUGCCCCGGGCCGGACACAUCGGACCCAGGCGUCCCUUUGGCGGACGCGGAGAGAUUAUGCCGAGCGCCCUCACCUUCAACAAGGGCAGCCGCACCAAGACGCACACGGGUGCCAGCGUCAUGAAAAAGGUUCGGCGCGAGGCCCGGGAGAUUGCCAGCAUCAAGGGCCGCCUGUCCAGCCACAUCCGCGCCCCGGCCCGGCACGCGGCUCAGCAGAGAGCGCCGGCCGCCAUGAUCGACGAUCAUCGCAGGGCUGGGCUGCCGCAGUACCGCGUGUCGGACCACCUCACCGCCUCGGCCGACCAGUAUCAGGAACGAGCCACGUUCAUCUCGGACUCGGACGAGGACGAUGCGCCACCCGUUUCGCCAGCCAAGACCAAGGCCACUCCCUCCACCGCUCGAGGCUCCGUGUCCGAGACGGCCCAAGUGUCGCUGCUCAAGAGACGGCCUGCCGCCCUCCGCGGUGCGCCCGCGACGAAGCCCAUCAUCAAGAUUCAGCCGGCGGAAGCGACAUCGAGGGCCAGAGCGCAGCCAAAGGUAGCCCUUGCACCUGCAUCGGGUGCCAAACCUGCUGCGGCGGCGGCAACCUCGACCGAGGACGGCAGGGUCAACGUGGCCACCAAAUCAUCGUCCUCCACCUUGGCCAGCAAGUCACGACGCACUCCGGCGGACCACGGGCCUCCGACGGGCCAGGCAAGGACCACGACGGCACCGAGGUUCGCUGCUCCCGCCGACAAGCUUGACCCCGACAAAGGCCGGCGCACCACGCCCCCCCCGCGUGGCUCCGAGUCGGCCGAGCCCUCCGAGCCCGAAGGAUGCGUUCCCUCGCUCGCCAGUCCUUCUCAGCCUCCGCCGCGCAAGCGUAAGACGGCGGUCGACAUCUUCAUGAGACCCAAGAAGAGAAUGCACUAG
Drechmeria coniospora is the source of this 1317-nucleotide messenger RNA. RefSeq names its product RNA polymerase II transcription factor SIII, subunit A. Gene Ontology annotation, biological process: transcription elongation by RNA polymerase II. Gene Ontology annotation, cellular component: nucleus; elongin complex. Bases 1 to 1317 code for a protein of 438 amino acids. The transcript has a single exon. NCBI's taxonomy places the organism in Eukaryota, Fungi, Ascomycota, Sordariomycetes, Hypocreales, Ophiocordycipitaceae. The record is from RefSeq and is a predicted model, not a curated record.